UGCUGCUCGUUCCCUUUCUCUCUGUAGCGCGGCGGUGGGUCGAGCCGCUGUGUGCGUGUGGAACGUUAAGCGGUCAUUAUUUCAAAAUUUUGUCCGUUACAAUUUGAAUGUAUUUUUCAGAAAAAUUCCACCGUUAAAAACGAACGAAAAGGUCGGCCGUUAAAACCCGUCAUUCCACGUUCGAAGCGCUUCGAAAGGACAGUCACGCGCCGCCCGAGUCCCGUUGGUUAACAUGGCGGUGGUUAGCGGGUUGUCCGGGCCGGCGGUGGCCCGGCUCGAGGGCCGCGAGUUCGAAUACCUGAUGAAGAAGCGGUCGGUGACCAUCGGUCGGAACUCGUCGCAGGGCUCCGUGGACGUGAGCAUGGGACACUCCAGCUUCAUCUCGCGGCGGCACCUCGAGAUCUUCGCGGCGGGCGAGGACUCCGGCGGCGGCGGAGGAGGGGAUUUCUACCUGCGCUGCCUCGGCAAAAACGGGGUGUUCGUGGACGGCGUGUUUCUGAGGCGAGGCGCUCCCCCACUGCAGCUACCGCGGAUGUGUACGUUUCGGUUCCCCAGCACUAGCAUAAAAAUCACAUUCACAGCGCUGGCCAGCACAAAGAAAGAGAAGAGGGAACCGGAGUCUCCAGUGAAGGCAGUGCAGCCCCAAAUUUCUCCACUGUCCAUAAACAUCCCUGACAACAUUGCUCACCUGAUGAGCCCUUUGCCCUCCCCCACAGGAACCAUCAGUGCGGCUAACUCGUGUCCGUCCAGUCCCCGCGGAGCUGGUUCAUCAGGCUACAGGGUCGGCCGGAUCGUGCCCUCAGAUUUGCAGCUCAUCAAUGAUAACUCACAGUCAGAGAACGAUAAGGAAGCAUCGGAGGGAGACAGCCCGAAGGAUGACUCUAAACCUCCAUACUCCUAUGCUCAGUUGAUUGUCCAGGCGAUCACACUGGCCCCAGACAAACAGCUCACGCUGAACGGCAUCUACACACACAUCACCAAGAACUACCCGUAUUACAGGAGUGCCGACAAGGGCUGGCAGAACUCCAUUCGGCACAACCUGUCUCUGAACCGCUACUUCAUCAAAGUGCCACGCUCACAGGAGGAGCCUGGGAAGGGUUCAUUCUGGAGGAUAGACCCGUCCUCUGAGGGUAAACUCAUUGAGCAGGCUUUUAGGAAACGAAGACCUCGCGGCGUGCCUUGCUUCAGGACCCCGUUAGGACCCCUCUCCUCAAGGAGCGCUCCAGCGUCUCCCAAUCACUCAGGGGUUCUCUCUGCCCACUCCAGUGGUGUUCAGACUCCUGACAGCCUAUCACGCGAGGGCUCGCCUGUUCCCAUGGAGUCAGAGCCUGCCCCUACCCCGUCCCCUUCUGCCGUCGCUGCUGCUGUGCAACCAAAGCUGGCUGUGAUACAGGAGGCUCGCUUAGCACAGACCACACCAGGUUCUCCUCUCAGCAGUCAGCCUGUAUUAAUAGCUGUCCAGCGGCCGCUGUCUCAGGGCUUGAAGCCAGUGACAUAUGCUGUGGCCACGGCUCCCUCCUCUUCCUCCACGCAGCAAGUGAUGCAGACUGUGCACGUGGUACACCAAAUCCCUGCUGCUGUAGCCGUUAGCACCACUAAAGUUCACACGCAGCCUGUUGCUGCUGUCCCAGCCACCUCAGGACCCCAGGAGAAUGGAGCACAUGAAGAGGUCAAAGUGAAAGUAGAAGCAGUCCCUACUAUCACCCAUGCCACCAUAGGCUCAGCCAAUCGAAUCAUCCAGAGCAGCACAGCUGCCACAGCCCUUCAAACGGUUACCAUAGUGCAGCAAGCCCCAUUGGGCCAGCACCAGCUGCCAGUUAAAACUAUCACACAGAAUGGCACCCAUGUGGUGCCCAUCGCUACUGCGAUACAAGGCCAGGCAAAUGCAGUCUCCAGCCCGCUCCACUUGUUGGCAGCUCAUGCCUCGGCAUCCGCCUCUCUCCCUACCAAAAGGCAGAAUGGAGAGAGCGCUAGUGAGCCCGAGAGUAAACGAGCAAAAACGGAUGAGGAUGAGCAGCAGCAGAGCGUAACCUCUGACCCUAACGGAACAGCAGACACAGACACUCCCUCUGCCAACCACAACUAGACAUUAGCAUAAAACACACCCCCACCCAUCUUUCACAAACUUCUUUGUUCUGCCACACAUUUUCACUAUUUUGCCCUUUUUGCACUCUUCUGUUUGCUUACAUUGUCACUACUGCCCUUCAGCCCUCUAUUGUUGCCUCUCUUCUGCUUGCUCUCUCUUUCUCUCCCCCUGUCUCUCCCUCUGUCUCUCUCCCCCUGUCUCUCCCUCUGUGUCUCUCUCCCUAUCCUGCUCACCGUGCCAAAACAAAAUGAAAACACUGCUGACCAUUCAGUAUGUCCAUAUGAAGCAAAAAAAAACCCAAUAUAUUCCAGUGUCAAUGCAAACAAGGGCAGAGAAACAAGGACAUUAAGAAAAUCCACACCAAACGGACCACAGAAGUGGAUGCAGUGACAUGGGGGCACUUCUGUGUGGUGAGGCAGCCUUCACCAGAGGAAGUUUGUUCUAUUAUCAACGGCAGAGAGAGCAGCCAGCCACUGCCAUCUGGGCCUGAACGCCUGAGGUGUGCGGCGUUUUAAAACAAACUAUUAUCAUCAAACUGUUUAAAAAACAAAAAAACA
Molecule: messenger RNA, 2643 nt
Organism: Colossoma macropomum (tambaqui)
Lineage: Eukaryota; Metazoa; Chordata; Actinopteri; Characiformes; Serrasalmidae
Product: forkhead box K2
Exons: 9
Coding region: 233-2086 (617 amino acids)
Biological process (GO): regulation of transcription by RNA polymerase II
Molecular function (GO): DNA-binding transcription factor activity, RNA polymerase II-specific; RNA polymerase II cis-regulatory region sequence-specific DNA binding; protein binding
Source: RefSeq, a predicted model, not a curated record